Messenger RNA from Ctenocephalides felis (cat flea), 4553 nucleotides. RefSeq names its product tyrosine-protein phosphatase Lar-like. The coding region runs from base 151 to 3924 and encodes 1257 amino acids. The record is from RefSeq and is a predicted model, not a curated record. Gene Ontology annotation, biological process: protein dephosphorylation. Gene Ontology annotation, molecular function: protein binding; protein tyrosine phosphatase activity. NCBI's taxonomy places the organism in Eukaryota, Metazoa, Arthropoda, Insecta, Siphonaptera, Pulicidae. The transcript has 19 exons.
GUCAAAGUGACCCCAUUGAAUUCCACGUCCAUACAUGUCGUUUGGCGCCCGCCUCUGGAAAAGGAUCGUAAUGGUGUUAUUAGAGGGUAUCACGUUCAUGUCCAAGAGGUUAAAGAAGAGGGUAAAACACAGAAUCUGCUCAACGAUCCUAUGAGAUUUGAUGUUUUGGAUGGCGCCGCGUUGGAACUAAACGUCACUGGACUUCAACCUGAUUCUAGAUACAGUGUUCAGGUGGCAGCUUUGACUCGCAAAGGUGACGGCGAUCGCAGUCCUCCAGUCAUGGUACGGACCCCAGGAGGCGUUCCUCACAGACCUCAUGUUACUUUGAAGGUAAUCGAAAGAGAACCAUCAGUAACUGUAGAAUUGGAAUGGAGUAAACCUUCUCAGACCUACGGAGAACUUAGAGGCUAUCGAUUGAGACAUGGUGUAAGAGACCAACCACCACUAAAAGAGGAACACAUCAAUGGUGGACAAAUCACGGCCAGAAGAAUAGGUGAUCUCGAACGAGGCGUGGAAUAUGAAUUUCGUGUAGCUGGUCGAAAUGCUAUCGGAGUUGGACAAGAAGCCGUAAAAUAUUAUUCAACACCAGAAGGAGCUCCUGAUGGACCACCCACAGAGGUAAAAGUUCGAUUCCAAACACCUGAUUCUAUAGUGGUGCGCUGGUUGCCACCAACUCGCGAACAUCGAAAUGGCCGUAUUGUUCGAUAUGAUGCCCAGCUCAGGCGCAAAUCCGAUGGUUCCGUGGCAGCAGAAAAUACCGCAAAUAUUACCGCUGGAAGUAAUGUGGACGAAGGAGCCAGAGUUGUCUUUGGAGGUUUGGAAGAAAAUACUGAAUAUCUAAUUCGGGUAAGAGCCCACACAAGUCGUGGAGCAGGUCCUUAUUGUGCAGAUGUGUCUGCAAGGACGGAACGCGAUUUAGGAAGAGCCCCAAUGUCUGUUCAAGCGGUUGCAACUUCUGAUUCAAGCGCCGAAGUAUGGUGGGAAGGCGUUCCAUCUCGUGGAAAAGUUGUUGGAUACAGGGUAUUCUACGCAAUGGCUGCUGCAACAGCUUCUAUGGAUGCAGGUUCUGAUUUGGACGAAUGGCAACAUAAAGAUGUCGCACGUACGGAAUCUGCUGAUUUAGUAAAUUUGGAAAAGUAUGCCACAUAUCGUGUGGCAGUAGCGGCCAGAACCUCAGAUGGUGGUCUUUGGAGACUGUCGGAAAAAGUAAAUGUUAAGGUUAAACCAGAAGAUGUGCCAUUAGAUUUAAGAGCGCACGACGUCAGCACUCAUUCGAUGACUUUAUCUUGGUCUCCGCCAAUUCGCCUAAACCCUGUAAAUUAUAAGGUAUCAUUCGACGCCGUCAAAGAAUUCGUUGAUUCACAAGGUUUCACCCGAUCUCAAACAGUGCCAAGGCGCGAAGUAGUAUUACCUGCUCAUGCCAAAAAUCAUAUGAUCGACGAAUUGUCACCAUUCACAACGUAUUGCGUCAAUGUAAGUGCCGUACCAAAUGAUUACCAGUACCGACCACCAGCUAGAAUUACUGUAACUACACAAAUGGCUGCACCGCAACCCAUGGUCAAACCUGAUUUUUACGGUGUCGUUAAUGGAGAAGAAAUACAGGUCAUAUUACCACAAGCUUCUGAAGAAUAUGGUCCAAUAUCUCAUUAUUACCUAAUUGUUGUUCCUGAAGACGAAUCAUUGGCUCACAAACAUCCUGACCAAUUUUUAACGGACGAAAUGAUUGCUGGAGCUAAAAUGGUUAAUAAUAAUGGCGCACCCGGAACAUCAGCAUCAAUGGCCAAAGCAUCACUCCUGGACGCACCUUAUAUUGCUGCGAAAUUUCCUCAACGUAACAUUCCUUACACUUUCCAUCUUGGCAGUGGUGAUAUUGAAGUACCUCCAGGUGACCCGCCACGUAGACCAGACCCCAAUGCACCAGGAGGUGACCCAGACGUAUCUGUUAAUCGCAACACCGAAGAAGCAGGUCUUGUUUGGAUAGUAGGCCCAAGUAUAGCAGCGCUAUUAUUAUCCGCUUGUCUGGUGUUGGUCUUCUUAGCAAGACGACGCAAUAGACCAUGCAAGGCACCCGAUCAGGCUGCAGUUACUCGCCCACUCAUGGCUGCCGAUUUGGGAGCAGGACCAACACCACAAGAUCCAGUUGAAAUGAGAAGAUUAAACUUCCAAACUCCUGCAAUGAUGUCACAUCCUCCAAUACCUAUAUCCGAAUUGGCCGAUCAUAUUGAACGCCUUAAAGCUAAUGACAAUCUGAAAUUUGCACAGGAAUAUGAAAGUAUCGAAACUGGACAAACAUUCACUUGGGAUCAUUCUAAUAUGGAAGUUAACAAGCCUAAAAAUCGAUAUGCAAACGUAAUCGCUUAUGAUCACAGUCGUGUUAUUCUACAACCAACUGAAUCCCGAGGAGGAGAUUACAUAAAUGCAAAUUACUGUGACGGAUACAGGCGCAACAAUGCUUAUGUGGCAACCCAAGGUCCUUUACAAGAAACCGCUUCAGAUUUCUGGCGAAUGUGUUGGGAAUUGCGAUCUGCAACUAUUGUGAUGAUGACCCGACUUGAAGAACGAGCGCGUAUAAAGUGUGACCAGUAUUGGCCAACUAGAGGCUCAGACGUUUAUGGCCAAAUGACUGUCACUACAGUUGACGUACAAGAACUUGCAGCUUAUUGCAUUCGAACAUUCCAAAUCCAGCGUACAGGCGCUACAGAACGACGUGAAAUUAAGCAACUCCAGUUCACAGCUUGGCCCGACCAUGGCGUACCUGAUCAUCCAGCACCAUUCCUACAAUUUUUGCGUCGUGUCCGUGCUUUAACACCAGCUGACUGUGGCCCAGUCGUGGUACACUGCUCCGCCGGUGUUGGUCGAACAGGUUGCUUUAUUGUAAUCGAUUCCAUGCUUGAACGUUUACGUCACGAAAAAACUGUUGAUAUUUACGGCCAUGUUACCUGCCUACGAGCUCAGCGUAACUAUAUGGUACAAACAGAAGAUCAGUAUGUUUUCAUACACGAUGCACUUCUCGAGGCGAUCGUCUGCGGUAACACAGAGAUACCAGCCCGCGGUUUACAUGGCCACAUACAGCGCCUGAUGCGAACAGAGCCAGGAGAGUCUGUCACUGGCAUGGAAUUGGAGUUCAAACGAUUAUCAUGCACAAAAUCUACGGAUGCAUCACGAUUCGUUACUGCCAAUUUGCCAUGCAACAAACACAAAAAUCGUCUAAUCCAUAUUCUUCCCUAUGAGAGUUCUCGUGUUUGUCUGACACCUUUACGUGGGGUGGAGGGCUCUGAUUACAUAAAUGCGAGUUUUAUGGACGGCUACAGAUACCGAAGCGCGUAUAUUGCAGCUCAAGGUCCUCUGCCAGAAACUGCGGACGAUUUGUGGAGAAUGCUCUGGGAACACAAUUCGACGAUAGUCGUGAUGUUGACAAAACUCAAGGAAAUGGGAAGAGAAAAAUGUGCUCAAUACUGGCCAUCUGACCGAUCUGUUCGAUAUCAAUGUUUUGUCGUAGACCCUAUUGCUGAAUAUAAUAUGCCACAAUAUAUAUUAAGGGAAUUCAAGGUCACCGACGCAAGAGAUGGUUCUUCUAAGACAGUAAGGCAGUUCCAAUUCAUUGACUGGCCUGAACAGGGCGUACCUAAAAGCGGAGAAGGUUUUAUCGAUUUUAUUGGACAAGUUCAUAAAACUAAGGAACAAUUUGGACAAGACGGACCCAUCACAGUACAUUGCAGUGCUGGUGUCGGUCGAACUGGUGUUUUCAUUACAUUGAGUAUUGUAUUAGAGCGAAUGCAAUAUGAAGGUGUGUUAGAUGUUUUCCAAACGGUGCGAGUUCUACGGGCUCAACGACCUGCCAUGGUACAAACUGAGGACCAGUAUCAGUUCUGCUAUCACGCAGCCCUCGAGUACUUAGCGUCCUUCGACCAUUACACCAACUGACAAGUGUUGGUAUGAGGCGCGACUCACAACGAAUCCGGCCUCAAUUCACAGGAGUACAUCACGCACCUGGUUUGAAAUCCAUCGUUUGAAAAUACUUAAUGUAAAGAAUGACCUGCCCUGUAUUUAAUAAGUAUCUUGUGACAUUUUAAGUGUAUAUACAACUUUAAAAUAAGAGAUUGUUAUGAUCUGAUUCAUUGUAAAUGCUGUAAACAUGGUGAUGUGGAUCACGUUGAGCAAAUUGUGUUUGUAUGGUAAGACUGAGUAUUUUUUAUUAGCAGACGAAGCGUGAAUUUUAUUAUUUACAUUACUGCCAUACUUUAAACAGUGCUUAGUCUAAUAAUAAUUUUUAGUGAAAUUUUAGUAUUAAAACAAUUCCAGAUAUUUUUGCUAAAUAAUUUUAUUGGUAUGAAAAUGAAACCGGAUCAUUUAUGAACAUUAACAAGUGUGCCUAUAAUAGGCGGAAGAGCGUGAAUUGAUAGAAACUUUACUGAAACAGUGAUGAAAUUUAAUGGUGUAAAUGAAUGGUAUUAUAUUAGGCAGCUAUCUAUAAUAUAAUUUUUUAAACAUAUUUUUUCCAAUAUAUUUUGUCUAUAUCGAUUGCCAUACUUCGCUUUUCUAAUACACUUUUU